Messenger RNA from Cololabis saira (Pacific saury), 6136 nucleotides. RefSeq names its product methyl CpG binding protein 2 (gene mecp2). Gene Ontology annotation, molecular function: chromatin binding; double-stranded methylated DNA binding; methyl-CpG binding. The transcript is spliced from 6 exons. Bases 89 to 3559 code for a protein of 1156 amino acids. Gene Ontology annotation, biological process: negative regulation of transcription by RNA polymerase II. The record is from RefSeq and is a predicted model, not a curated record. NCBI's taxonomy places the organism in Eukaryota, Metazoa, Chordata, Actinopteri, Beloniformes, Belonidae. Gene Ontology annotation, cellular component: heterochromatin; nucleus.
UGCUGACGGAGGGGGCGGGGUGCAGCAGGAGGGGGCCGAGAUGUUUGGAGGCUUUUUUUUUAAUAUACAAUUAUUUAUUUAAAUAAAAAUGGCCGCCGUGGAGAGCGGAGAAGAGAGACUGGAAGAGGGGCAAGAAAGUGACGAGGGCCCUGUUAAUCCCCAGCCCCCAACAAGAGGUAAAGCCAGGUCCCACGGUACGACCAAGAAGACUCGCAGAGAGCGUCGCCAUGCCGACCAGGGGACAGCGAAGACAGCCUCAGCCCCACCUUCAACAGCCAGGCAGCAGCCACCAUCAGAGAUGGAGUCGCAAAGCGAGGUUUCAGAGCCAGUUGCAGGCCCAUCAGAGCUGGGCUCAGAGUCUGCAGGAUCUCCCAGGCAGCGGCGCUCUAUCAUCCGGGACCGUGGACCGCUGUAUGAUGACCCCACGCUGCCUGAAGGCUGGACCCGCAAACUAAAACAGAGGAAGUCUGGGCGCUCUGCGGGAAAGUUUGAUGUCUACCUGAUCAAUGCGGAGGGAAAGGCGUUUCGCUCCAAGGUGGAGCUUAUGGCCUACUUCCAAAAGGUUGGCGACACGACCACUGACCCCAACGAUUUUGACUUCACUGUCACUGGGCGUGGAAGCCCUUCCCGACGUGAGAAGCGACCCCCCAAGACACCUAAGGUGGUAAAGCCAUCUGGGCGUGGCCGUGGGCGGCCUAAAGGCAGUGGGAAAAUGCGGCAGGCUACUGAAGGUGUGGCCAUGAAACGUGUGGUGGAGAAGAGUCCAGGCAAACUGCUGGUCAAAAUGCCCUUCAGCAAGGAAGAGCCCUCUACUUUAACCAGCUCCAAGGUGGUGUCUCCUUCCAUGGUGUCCAAGGCCCGUCCUGGUAGAAAGAGGAAAUCGGAACAGCAACUUCCACCUCCACCUCAGACUGCCCCCAAAAAGCGAGGCAGGAAACCAGCGUCAGCCUCAGCAGGAACAUCUGCUGCCAUGGCAUCGACCUCCUCUGCAUCAAUAUCUGGUAGCACAACAGCUGGAACCUACGCAGCAGCUGCCAUCUUGGCUGCUGAGGCCAAAAGAAGAGCUGCCAAAGAGUCUUCCACCAAACCUGUCGUCCAAGAAACAGCCCUGCCAAUCAAAAAACGCAAAACAAGAGAAACAGUGGAGGAGAUGGAGAGUGUUCAGACUCCAAUGGUUACACCGGCUGUAACGGAAAGUAAGUCUACUGCAGAGAAGGAGGGAGGUACAGCAGAGGACGUUCUGAGCUCGGAUCCUAUGCCUACUCCCUCUGAACAGAGCCAGUCACAAUCAGAACCCCCUGCCGCAGAUGUCAGCCAAUCACAUGCACACAAGAUACACAAGGGUCGAAAGCACAAAGAAAAAACAGGAGAUGAAGGAAGCAGAGGAGAGGAAAUAGGUGAAGGUGAAGGUAGGGAGGGGAGGAGUAGCAGCAGCAGUAGUAGCAUUAGCCCCACAAAGAGCCACAAAAGAAAGGAGCGACCACCUCACAAACACCACCAUCACCACCAUCACCAUCACCAUCAUCAUCAUCGCCACCAACAGUCCUCUGCCUCAACGUUAGAUCGACCGCCAUCUCCACUUUCUCCUCCCAUCUCUGGACACCCAGUACCCCCCAGCCAGUCCAGGGCCCAAGUGGAACCGCAGAAGGUGCCUGAGCUCACGCCCCAACUGUUGCACCAAGCUCCCUCUGGUCCCGAUCCCAAGUCUGUCCCUGAGUCCCUGACAGAACCUACGCACCCUGUCCCUCAACCUCCCCACCAGCCUCAGCUCAGCCCUCAAAUUCAGUUCUCUAGUCAGUCCCAAGCCCAGGUGAAAACGUUGUCCCAGUCCUCUCCAACAAAGCAGAUCCCACCCCAGCCACAUCCCCAACAACCCCCACCCCAAACUCACAGCCAGUUACAUGCCACAAACCAAAAAAACCAAUCGCAGUCUGCUCACUCCCCAUCCCAGCACCAAACCCAGUCACUUCAGUCCCCACCUGUUCUGCAAGUUCAUCCACUCCAAACAAGGCUACCACAAUCACAAACCCAGUCCCCUUCAACAGUCCAUCUUCAAACCCAGCCUAGGCACUCAUCCCAACCUCAAACCCAGAUCAAACAGCCCCAGCACCGGCCAUCAGUUCAGUCUCUAUACCAAGCCCAGAGCAGGAACCCAGGCCAAUCUCAGUCUCAAACCCAGGUCACAACACCACCACAGAGUCAGAGUCAACCCCAGGCCAAGACCCCAACACAACUUCAGAGUCGAGCCCAGGCUAGGACCCCACCACAACUUCAGAGUCAACCCCAGGCCAGGACCCCUCCACAGAGUCAGAGUCAACCCCAGGUCAAGACCCCAACACAACUUCAGAGUCAACCCCAGGCCAGGACCCCACCACAACUUCAGAGUCAACCCCAGGCCAGGACCCCACCACAGAGUCAGAGUCAACCCCAGGCCAGGACCCCACCACAUCUUCAGAGUCAACCCCAGGCCAGGACCCCACCACAGAGUCAGAGUCAACCCCAGGCCAGGACCCCACCACAGAGUCAGAGUCAACCCCAGGCCAGGACCCCAACACAACUUCAGAGUCAACCCCAGGCCAGGACCCCACAACAAAGUCAGAGUCAACCCCAGGCCAGGACCCCUCCACAGAGUCAGAGUCAACCCCAGGCAAGGACCCCUCCACAGAGUCAGAGUCAACCCCAGGCAAGGACCCCUCCACAGAGUCAGAGUCAACCCCAGGCAAGGACCUCACAACAAAGUCAGAGUCAACCCCAGUCUAGGAACACAACACAACCCCAAUCCCAGUCCCAGGCAAGAACCCAAAUGCAACUUCUCUCUCCACCACAGGCCAGGAUCCCAGCGCACCUUCAGAGUCGACCUGAGGGCAGAACCCAAGUGCAUCUUCAAUCCCAGGUCAGGACCUCUACCCAACCUCAACCUCUACAUCAGGCCCCCCGAGCACACACAUCCCCUCGUCAACUCCAGACUCAGUACAGAUCACAGCCCAGACAGCCUCUAUCCCAGUCUAGGCCACCUGUUCUCCAAUCCCAAGCACAACCGCAUCUUCCAAGGAUUCAAACACACCUCCGUCCUGAGUCUCAAUCUCAGUUUAUGAGACCACAUGAGCAGCAUCUCUCAUCUCAUCAACCACUGUCCAGCCUAACCCGGAGUAACAUUGUCCCUUCUCAACAGAACCAGAGUGAACAGCCCCAGGACCUGAGUACCACGAGGCCUAGUCGAGGAAGUCAUCUCUCAAGAAGAGAGGUCAGCGAGGAGAGUGUCAGGGCUGAGGGCAGGGUGGAGCUGGCCAUGGCAUCAGAAAGCAGAGAGAUAUUAGGAAGUGACAGAGGGUCAAACAGCACUGCAAGACCUCCUAGCUCUGUGCCUCCUGGACCUCCUGGAGUAGCAGGGGCAGGUCUUGUUUCUGGGGCAGACAGUAGGGCCCGUCUACGGGUGGAGCCUGAGGCAGCAGGUGAAGGCAGGGAGCUUAGAGACAUCGUCCCCCCAUCAGCUGUCCCCUGUCCCAGUCGCGAAGAGACUGUAGAGUCGAGGACUGCUGUCAGUGAAAGAGUCAGCUGAUUGGUUGAUGGGCCGGUAGCCUGAUGGACUGAGUCUGCAGCAGGUGAAGGGGGACUGAGGCCAGGCUGUCAUUGAGAUGAAUGAUCUGACACUGUUUUCAGACAGAAGAAGUGCUGGAUGGACCACCGCAGCUUCUGUCUUGAAACUGUGCAUUUCUGGAUUUGAGGAGAAGCCUGGCACUGAAGGACUUCUGGACAGAACAGAUGGUGUCUUUUUCUAACUAAAGCAAAUGAAAGGAAAAACAAACAAAAAUUGUAUGUGUAUAUAUAAUCAAAAGGCAGCUGUUGUGUCCCGCUAGUCUCCGUGGGGAGGGGGGUAGUUUGGAACUAAAAUCAACGCUUAACAACACAUUACUCUGAUGAAUCGUUGCUUCCGGAAUAUAACCUGUUUUUUUUAUUUAGUAGUUAUUGUUUUGUCUUUGUGAUAUAGCUUUAAACUCUGAUAUUACUGAUGGUCCCAGACCUAAAACACCUCCAGUUGACCAACCUUCCCUUAUUUAAUCUGGUCCCCAACUGAAAGCCUCAGAGCUGAUGUGUUGGGCGGCGGUUUGCACCUUAAACUGGUUUCCUAGAAAUCUCAUAGUUUUGUUUUCCUCCCCAUUUUUUCAUAAAGCCCUCAAUAAGCAGAGAGGACCUUGCAAAUGUUCUUACUGCAUUUUUGGAUUGCCUUGUGCACAAAGUGAAUCCUGAAUCCGCGCAGCCCUGGUUCUGAAGAUAGCCGGAAAUGUUUGGAUGUAGAGUUCUGAUCUCCUUAAACUGACGAGUCAGAUUGAGAAGAAAAGUUGCUUAAUGGUGUUUCAUGUGUUUCCAACAUAACGGUUGUUCUUCCAGGAUUUUUCCAAACUGUUAUUCAUGAUUCCGUUUGUUUCUGUAAUGUUUUGUUUCCAAAGGAAGCACUUUUAAUAUGAAACCAAACCCACUUCCACAGUAGCUUUAUUUCAGUUCUUAGUUCUGAAAGAAUGGGUGGGAGAGGACUCUUUUUAUUGUGUCCAUGUUGAAUGUCUGGAACAGUUUGUACAAUCUACCGCCUGCAUGUCGCUCAGAGACCCUGCAGGCCUUCAUCCGGAGCAAACAGUUGCAGAGGCCGACCCGGCCAGGUUAUACCGUCACCUGUAGAAGUCCAACAGGACUGAGGUCAGGUUCAGCGUCAUAUACUAUAUAAGGUGUGCAGACCAUGGACAGAAUUAUCUUAACUGUGAGUCUGAGUCCAGAUCUGGGAGUCACUGAGCACUGCAUCCCAUCCUCAGAUGUUCCACUAGCACUGAGCCGAAAAUGAAGGUUCUGUGGGUACUCAGCAUCAGAGGCAGCACGCCACAACAACGGUACAACUGCAGCUAUUUGAGGACAAUGGAGUUUUCAAAUCCUUCAUUUAUUAAUCAGCUGCAGUGUUUCAGGUGUUGUAUUCACAUCACUUUAAACGCACUAAAGUUCCUACUUCUGAACAUACCAGUGUUCCUGUAAAGGGUUUCAUCCUGAACUUUACGUGUCUGAUAGAUCUUCCACCCGUUUGCUGCGCCCAGCUUGGUUCUGCUCAGGUCCAGAGUACAGUGGGUUGAUGCUUUCCAGCCCAAAAGACAUGCCAAGCAACAUCAAAAUGUGAGCAAAAAUCAUGUUUUUAUAAGGUUUUUGGGGGCUGACAAUAUGUGGGGACAGGUGCAUGGGGCGGGGCUGAUCUCUGGUUGGAGUUUAGAGCACCAAUAAGCCGACAGAAUAUAAAAAAUCAGGGAGUUUCCGGUAUGAGCGCUCUUUCAAAACUUUUAUUUACUGCUGAAUCUGUCAUGCACCUCUUAAAAUCACAGCUAGUUGUCCUGAAAACCGGCUGUAUGACGGUUUAAGAUAAUUUUGAACUUCAAUGAUCAGGUAAAGCAGAAUAAGUGUCCUUCAAUCCCCAGUUAACGAGCAGUGAUCAAUAUAUCUGAGGAAGAUCAGAACCUGGCAGACAAACAUGAAAAGGAAGCAGAGACCUGUAUAAACCAACCUGGACAUGUGUGAACCUGUAAUUGUUCCUCAAACAGAGUUCCACAUGCCGCAGUCAGGAAACAGGUGUGUGAGGUACUGAAUCCCAGCCAGUGCCGCUCAUUCACUCCCACAACCUGCCAUCAGCACUCCGUGACUCUCCGACCUGGACUCCCAGACUCUCUGCAAACAUCUGCACGAAUGUCCUCAUCCGAGGCCGCACGGCCGUGACCUCACACAGGUGACCUGGCCUAUGUGAACGUGGCGCUGCCCGUCAGCUUCAGCUACAGAACCCUGCGAGCAGGACCCGCCCAUGGGACUGGACCCGCCCGUGGGACUGGACCCAGCUCAGUCUUCAGUAACCAGCCUCCAUAUUGCAUGUUCCAGAGUUUAGUGCCUAUAAUAUUGUGCGUCUUGCCAGAAGCCACCAUGUCAGCCAAGCCAUGUUGUGUUUCUAGACUUAGUAGUGACGUGUGGUGACCUCAUAGUUGCUGAUGUUGAGGAUGAAUAUUCUGCUUUGACUCUGGUUGGAACUCCAGAAUACACUGUCGCUGUAGACAAAACUAGUUUUUACCUGUUUUCUUAUUUUUCUUUCUAACUAAAAGCGUUUGUUGUCCCCUGA